Molecule: messenger RNA, 5160 nt
Organism: Gorilla gorilla gorilla (western lowland gorilla)
Lineage: Eukaryota; Metazoa; Chordata; Mammalia; Primates; Hominidae
Gene: SLC11A1
Product: solute carrier family 11 member 1
Exons: 16
Coding region: 119-1771 (550 amino acids)
Biological process (GO): manganese ion transport; iron ion transmembrane transport
Cellular component (GO): endosome membrane; phagocytic vesicle membrane; plasma membrane
Molecular function (GO): metal cation:proton antiporter activity; iron ion transmembrane transporter activity; cadmium ion transmembrane transporter activity
Source: RefSeq, a predicted model, not a curated record
GGGUAACAGGGCGUGGGCUGGCACACUUACUUGCACCAGUGCCCAGAGAGGGGGUGCAGGCUGAGGAGCUGCCCAGAGCACCGCUCACACUCCCAGAGUACCUGAAGUCAGCAUUUCAAUGACAGGUGACAAGGGUCCCCAAAGGCUAAGCGGGUCCAGCUAUGGUUCCAUCUCCAGCCCGACCAGCCCGACCAGCCCAGGGCCACAGCAAGCACCUCCCAGAGAGACCUACCUGAGUGAGAAGAUCCCCAUCCCAGACACAAAACCGGGCACCUUCAGCCUGCGGAAGCUAUGGGCCUUCACGGGGCCUGGCUUCCUCAUGAGCAUUGCUUUCCUGGACCCAGGAAACAUCGAGUCAGAUCUUCAGGCUGGCGCCGUGGCGGGAUUCAAACUUCUCUGGGUGCUGCUCUGGGCCACGGUGUUGGGCUUGCUCUGCCAGCGACUGGCUGCACGUCUGGGCGUGGUGACAGGCAAGGACUUGGGCGAGGUCUGCCAUCUCUACUACCCUAAGGUGCCCCGCACCGUCCUCUGGCUGACCAUCGAGCUAGCCAUUGUGGGCUCCGACAUGCAGGAAGUCAUCGGCACGGCCAUUGCAUUCAAUCUGCUCUCAGCUGGACGAAUCCCACUCUGGGGUGGCGUCCUCAUCACCAUCGUGGACACCUUCUUCUUCCUCUUCCUCGAUAACUACGGGCUGCGGAAGCUGGAAGCUUUUUUUGGACUCCUUAUAACCAUUAUGGCCUUGACCUUUGGCUAUGAGUAUGUGGUGGCGCGUCCUGAGCAGGGAGCGCUUCUUCGGGGCCUGUUCCUGCCCUUGUGCCCGGGCUGCGGCCACCCCGAGCUGCUGCAGGCGGUGGGCAUUGUUGGCGCCAUCAUCAUGCCCCACAACAUCUACCUGCACUCGGCCCUGGUCAAGUCUCGAGAGAUAGACCGGGCCCGCCGAGCGGACAUCAGAGAAGCCAACAUGUACUUCCUGAUUGAGGCCACCAUCGCCCUGUCCGUCUCCUUUAUCAUCAACCUCUUUGUCAUGGCUGUCUUUGGGCAGGCCUUCUACAAGAAAACCAACCAGGCUGCGUUCAACAUCUGUGCCAACAGCAGCCUCCACGACUACGCCAAGAUCUUCCCCAUGAACAACGCCACCGUGGCCGUGGACAUUUACCAGGGGGGCGUGAUCCUGGGCUGCCUGUUCGGCCCCGCGGCCCUCUACAUCUGGGCCAUAGGUCUCCUGGCGGCUGGGCAGAGCUCCACCAUGACGGGCACCUACGCGGGACAGUUCGUGAUGGAGGGCUUCCUGAGGCUGCGGUGGUCACGCUUCGCCCGUGUCCUCCUCACCCGCUCCUGUGCCAUCCUGCCCACGGUGCUCGUGGCUGUCUUCCGGGACCUGAGGGACUUGUCGGGCCUCAAUGAUCUGCUCAACGUGCUGCAGAGCCUGCUGCUCCCGUUCGCCGUGCUGCCCAUCCUCACGUUCACCAGCAUGCCUACCCUCAUGCAGGAGUUUGCCAAUGGCCUGCUGAGCAAGGUCGUCACCUCUUCCAUCAUGGUGCUAGUCUGCGCCAUCAACCUCUACUUCGUGGUCAGCUAUCUGCCCAGCCUGCCCCACCCUGCCUACUUCGGCCUUGCAGCCUUGCUGGCCACAGCCUACCUGGGUCUCAGCACCUACCUGGUCUGGACCUGUUGCCUUGCCCAUGGAGCCACCUUUCUGGCCCACAGCUCCCACCACCACUUCCUGUAUGGGCUCCUUGAAGAGGACCAGAAAGGGGAGACCUCUGGCUAGGCCCACACCCAGGGCCUGGCUGGGAGUGGCAUGGAUGACGUGACUGGCCUGCUGGAUGUGGAGGGGGCGUGUGCAGGCAGCAGGAUGGAGUGGGACAGUUCCUAAGACCAGCCAACCUGGGGGCUUUAGGGACCUGCUGUUUCCUAGCACAGCCAUGUGAUUAACCUCUGGGUCUCAGUGUCCUCAUCUGUAAAAUGGAGACACCACCACCCUUGCCAUGGAGGUUAAGCACUUUAACACAGUGUCUGGCACUUGGGACAAAAACAAACAAACAAACAAACAAAAAACAUUUCAAAAGGUAUUUAUUGAGCACCUGCAGGCGUGACCUGACAGCCCAAGGGUGGGUGGGGUGAGGGCUUGAGGACUUGGGCGGGACACAGGCUCCAAACUGGAGCUUGAAAUAGCGUCUGAUGAAUGUUAAAUUAUCUAUCUAUUUAUUUAUUUGAGACAGGGAAAGGGUCUCCCUCUGUUGCCCAGGCUGGAGUGCAGUGGCGCAAUCUUGACUCAUUGCAACCUCCACCUUCUGGGUUCAAGCGAUUCUCUUUAUUCAGCCCCGGGAGUGGCGCGCGCCACCACGCCCAGCUAAUCUGUGUAUUUUCAACAGAGACGGGGUUUGCCAUGCUGGCCAGGCUGGUCUCGAACUGCUGGAUUCAAGUGAUCCGCCCAUCUCCGCCUCCCAAAGUGCUGGGAAUUACAGGCGUGAGCCACCAAACCCGGCCUGAUUAAAGUUAAAUAAAUACUAGUUCCCUUCUCGUCCAAAGGAGCAGGGAAUGGGAACCGGGAAGGCACGAAGUCUCUAAAGCAUCCAGAAGACCCCUACACCAGGGUCUGGUCCGCUCCUAUUCGCCGCAGCCUUUCUGUUCCGCCUGCAACCCAUUUUCCAGACAGUACAACGGCGGCGCACUUCUUUCUCCGUCAGGCACCAGGUCAUAAGGAACCCAAGAGUCUGUGCCUCUGAGGCCCAAAUUAUUUGCUGUUUCCUCAGGGGAGCCGGCGGCCGCGACUCCCACGCCGCGCCGUUACCGCUCCCUCUCUGCUGACUGCUCCCCCUAGGGGCAGAGACGGUCCUGACGCCCGCCACCCGCGCCGGCCUUACCCCUCCCCGCCAGGCGGAACGACGCGGGGAGGCGGGCGCUCGGGGCUCGCGCCCAGGGGCCCCAGAAUCCUUCGGGGAGAGUGGGUGGGAGGAAGCUGUGUGGGCGGGGAGCCCCCUCUGCCUUAGGGAGCGGCUGGGCACCCCUUCGCCCCAUUCAGGGGCUGCACUUUAUAGACGUUCCCUAGGCUGUUUCUAGGCUCCCCCAAGUCCCUCCUCCAGCCUCGUCGGGUCCCUCAGACCCCAGCCCAGGACCUGCGGAGGGCCGCAGUGAGGAGAGGCCAACGGGCCUUUCCCCAGAGUUGAACCUGAGCCGGGUGUUGCACCUGGAAGAACCCCCGAUUUCCUGGGGACCCAGCAGGGCAGGCGGCCUGGCUCCGCGCUCAGGUCCGGACGCUUGUUUAUGAGAAGAAUUUCCUCUUUCUUAAAAGGGCAACGAUGCGAGUGGGUCCCUCAAGGAGAGAAGGGAUGGGACCGGUCUGGUGCGACCUGGGCAAGCACUGCAGAGGGUACCUGGGCAAGAGGGCCGCCCGCCUCCUCUGGGUUUGGCACUGGAGAAGAUGGGUCCAUGCCAGCUGAAGGAGGAGAUGGAUGGGGGACGUGUAGCGAAGAAAGGCAUCUCCCAGAUCCUUUAGCCUCCUGGAAGUGCCCCCGUUGUACCCCCUACACACCCCUCUUGGCAUUGAGUGCCAGUCCUCUGCCAGGCUCUGUGUUACAAGUUGGGGAGGGCGGCAAAGUCCCGAAUUAAAGAUGUCAGUUCUCAAGGACCCCACACUCCAGCAGCGGGAGACAGCUGUGCAAACAAGUCACUGUGGCAGGAUGCGGUGAAGGGCGCUGCCCGUGACGCCAGCCAGGAAAGGGGACUGAAUCUUGAAGGGGGGUCGGCGGUAGGGGGGAGUGUUGACAGGACAGUCCAGGAGGAAUGAGAGUGCCAGGAGCAUGGGGGCACGUGUGUGCACAUCUGCCAAGACCUGAAGCUUUCUGGGGACGUCUUAGAUCUUGUGGGGCAGGACGGGGGACGGCAGAGUAAUGGGCAGGUUGGUCAAGAAGACACGGAGAGCCGGCUAAGGGGCUACCCAGGACCUGAGCAAAGGGCUAGUGAUGAGGUCGCGCCAAGGUCAGUCAUUUGGACACUGGAAGGCGUCUACUUAGAGCUGCCCCCAUUCCCCCCACAGUGGCUCUGGUUCUUCCAGCCUGGCCUCAAAUCGACCCUCCAGGAAGAGGGGUGCAGAGUUGCUCUUCUGGAAGCUCCCUUCAGGCCUCUCAGGGAGGGCGUGGUCGCACUCGGCACUCCCCAAGAGCCUGCUGAAUGCAUCCCGACUUUCUGCACGGCUCCCCCCCUCCCCCUGGGUGGGGCUUUUACCAGCCCUCUUUGGCAGAUGGGGAAGCUGAGGGAUUGUGUUGGAAGAGACGCUUCCAAAUCCACAGGUGCCAGACAGCACCUUGCUGAAUCCCGUUCCUGCCCCUCCCCGUUUCUGACUUGUGGCCCCCAUGAUUUUAUUUUUCCUGGGGUGUGAAUGAUAAAACAGACAAAAAAUAGAGUGCAUAAAGCGACCUCCACCUGUAGAGAUAGAGGGCAGCUGGGUGUAGACAACCCCUACAGUGAGGACACUCGAAGGACCCCCCUCCCCCCACGCAAUCCUGGCCUCUCGACUCACUCUGUAACUAACUACCCGCCCCAGGUGUGGGGAGAGAAGUCCAGGGCUCCAGGCAGAAGGCGCGGCUACCUCUGCCGCUUUGGGAGCCUGGGAGGAGGAGUUAGGUCUCCCUGGGAAGAGAACUGCACGGGCAACGGCUUGAAGUGGCGAUAAGAUGGGGUGGAGAAGGUGGGGGAUUCCUGAGGAAUCCUGUGAACUCAGGAUGGCGCGUCUGGGAAUGGUGGGUGUGGGGACAGCCGGCCAGGUUCCAGCCCCCUUCACAGAGGGAGAGGAAGGCGCGCCACCCAACCCAGGCCAAGGGCGAAGCCACGACUCCACUCAGUCCCUCGCCACACGCUUCCUUUUGGGGUCAUGAGGGCCCCGCAUCCGGAGAUAAAGCCGAGGCCCCACCCAGGGGGCCGGACCGCAGGGGAGACAGAUGUCCCGCUCCCAGGCUGCCGCCUUUGCCCUUGCCGGUAGACCCGAGGCACGUCGCUUCCUUUCUUGAAGCUCAGUUUCCUCAUCUGUGAAAUGGGUUAAGAAGGAGGCCGUUCUAAGGGGGGACCAGAAGUCAGCAGCUUCCCAGAAGCCCCGAAGCCGGGGCAUCCUCCACUCACUCUUCUGCUGUGUCUGCCGGGAUGAUGGGGAGGCCCUGCCUG